UCUUGAGAAAAUUGUGAUGUGGAAAAUAAAAACAGAAAUAUUCUAAAUAUUUGAUUUAUAUUAAAAAACGAGAUCUUGCUCGAGAUAAUGGCAUAGAAAUGAGUACCACAGUCCUGCCUUAAUUUUUACACGUAAGAAAUGGAUCGAAGCAGUAGAAGUGAGUUGGUAAAGACCAUUGAGGAACAGAGAGAGAAGAUUGAACGCUAUGAAAAAAGAUUAAGAGAUUUGGUUGCUGCCUACAAAGGUACACUUAAAGAGAAAGAAGCCUUGCAGGAGACAUUGAGUGCUCUCACUGUGAGCCAACCUGAACCUCCUCCUCCGACCACAGGUUCUCAACCACAGAAUGCUGACUCGCCGGAUAACCAGGCAAGUGGUGAUUCUGAUCAGGAUCACCCGUUACAAGAUAACAGUACAAAAGGAGCUACCAGAGAUGUGGACCAGAUGACAACAGAGGUGCUACAUCUGAAGGAGAAAUUGGCAACUUUGACAAACUCCCUCUCCACUCUGAUGCAGGAGAAGUCAACCAUGGAGAAGAAAUAUCAAAGUGAGAAAAAGACAAUGAGGCAAGCUCACGAGGAGCAAGUGAGUAGACUUGAGAAUGAACUGGCAACACAGAACAAUGUUAACAUGGAGAUACAGGAUAUGGCAAAUGAGGCUAAGAGCAAGUUGAUCCAGCACCAGCGAGAAAGGGAAAAGGAGCAGAUAGACCAUGCGGCUACGAUGAGAGAACUACAGAGGCUUGUAGCAGCAGAACGAAUGUCAAAAGAAUAUUUUGAACAACAGGUUGACACCUUGAAGGAGAAAUUAUCAGAGUACAAAGAUGUGCCUGACCCUGCUGUGGAAUAUCAAGAAAAAAUUGACAAGAUGAAUGAAGAGAUGGAAACAGUACGCAGAAGGCUCAAGCAAUCUGAAGAGAAAGCUUCUGAACCUUCACCAUUGUUGCUACAGUUACAAACUGAAAUGGCUGAGAUGAAGGCCCAUCAUCGUAUAGCAGUGCAGCAGGAACAGAUGAGAGCUAACAAGGCAGAGGAGAGCAUGAGACUUGUAGCAGAGCAAGGAGAGGAACGAGUGUGUGGGUUGGAAUCAAAGCUCUCGGAACUCUCUGAGGUGGUUGGCAAUUAUGAGAGAUUACGCUAUCAGGAUCAGCUUGCGAUUAGUAAACUCCGGGACCGUGUCACACAGUUGGACUUAGAGAAUACAGCUUUAGCCAGAGCUGCUCAUACCUCUCCUGAUGACCCUGAUCUGUUAAAUGAUGAUGAUAAGAAUCUGGACAUACAAGCUUUAGUUGAGAAGAUGGUCAAGUUAAAAGGCAUGUUGAAGUUGGCAAAUGAGCGCUCGGAGAAACCAGUUAAUGUUGAAGAGCUACUCAAGACAAUUGACAUCAGUGUGGUAGAAGAGACUAAUGUACACAAACACUGCCAAGAGGAGUAUACCUGUCUCAAAGAAGAGUUUGAGAAAUAUAAAUUAAGAGCACAAUCUGUACUGAAGACUAAAACGACAAAGGAUCCUGGUGUUGCCAAGGAGACAGAUGUGUUGCGUAACCAAGUGCUGGAGCUCAAGGAUAGAAUCCGUGGCUUACUCACAAAUUCAGAAGAGGAAGAAAAAUCACAUAGAAAAACUGUUGAAGACUUGCGUAAAAGCAUUGCAAGUAUACAGGACCGUCAUGAGGAAGAGCUGAAACAAGCUGAAAAUGACUAUAGAGGGCGUGCCAGUGAACUAGAGGAAGAGUUACAUAAACAUCGAGAUAGAACUAUUGCGUUACUUAUAGAAAAAGAUCGGGAGAUCGAGGCAAUAAAACGACAUAGGUCUAACAGUCCUGGACCAUACACCACAGACAUAUCUUCUGGGUUUACAUUUAAAAGAGCAACAUCUCAAAGUGACUCAGAAAGUGAUAGUGCAUCUGCUCCAGAAUCUUCUUCAGUCUCACAGCUAUUCAUUCGCAGUCCACAUAAUACACCCUCCCAGGGGGAGGUAUCAUUAUUACAUUUUAACCAGGAACAAGCGAGGCGGGAAGUGGAAAUCCAGAAUUUACGAAAACAAAAACAUUCCACAGAAAGUGCUCUAAGAGACUUACAGCUUUCCUCAGUUGCAAAGGCUGAAAAACUUAAUGAACAUAUUGACUCUUUAAAGGAGGAAAUUCGAAAAUUAGAACGUAAUAAAUCUAGGGAAAGUGCAAAUUUGGAAUAUUUAAAGAACGUAGUGUACCAGUACAUGGUCUGUAAAGAAACGACUGGGAAAAAACAAAUGUUGCGGGCUAUCGCAACCAUAUUACAAUUCAGCCCAAAAGAGGAGAGAGCAGUACAUGAGUAUAUAGUACGAUGGUGGGGAUAUUCAAUGUAAAUCAUCAAAAUCAUUACAAUUCAGCCC
This is a messenger RNA of Owenia fusiformis, 2367 nucleotides long. NCBI's taxonomy places the organism in Eukaryota, Metazoa, Annelida, Polychaeta, Sabellida, Oweniidae. The record is from the annotation of a GenBank genome assembly.